This is a messenger RNA of Magnolia sinica, 3635 nucleotides long. Its product is annotated as putative disease resistance protein RGA3. Gene Ontology annotation, molecular function: ADP binding. Bases 191 to 3337 code for a protein of 1048 amino acids. Lineage: Eukaryota; Viridiplantae; Streptophyta; Magnoliopsida; Magnoliales; Magnoliaceae. The record is from RefSeq and is a predicted model, not a curated record. Gene Ontology annotation, biological process: defense response to other organism. The transcript has 3 exons.
GGUUUCAAAGCUGUGUCUCUGUCUCUGCUUCAUCUGGGGUUUCAAAGCUCUCUCUCUGUCUCUGCUUUAUCUGGGGUUUCAAAGUUUUCUCUCUAUCUCUGCUUUAUCAGGGGUUUCAAAGCUCUCUCUCUCUCUCUCUCUCUCUCUCUCUCUCUCUCUCUCUCUCUCUCUCUGUGCGUGUUCUGAAACAAUGGCAGAUUCGCUUGUUUCGAUGGUUAUGAAGAAAAUUCGAGAUGCACUUGUUUCAAAUGUUAUGAAGAAACUCGGGGAAGAGGUUGAUUCGGUUGGUGGUGCCCAAGCAGAACUUGAAAAGAUAUCUUCUACGUUCGAAUCCAUUCAAGCACUUCUUAAUGAUGCAGAAAUUAUCCAAUUUCACAACGAAAGCAUGCAACUUUGGUUAAAAAAGCUCAAAGACGUGGCUUACGAUGUGGAGGACUUGCUAGAUGAGAUGAUUCCAUGGCCAGAACCUGAAUCAGAGACAAACGAUGGUGAUGAUCGGCAGCGCAUGGAAAACCAGGCAUGUAGGUGGUUAUUUUCACUCUUUACAUGUUGCGGUCUAGAAGAUUGGAUAAGGUUGGCCCAUGAAUCAUGGACCAACGGUGAUGAUACUGAUAAUCGCAGCAUUGGAGAUAAGCGAAAUUUUGCGCAACAGAUAAAAGAAGUAAGUGCGAAGCUGGAUCAGAUUGCAGCUGACAAAAGUAAGUUCAGUUUUACGGAGAUUCACAGUUUCCGUGGAGGUAGUCAUCCUGACAAGGCCGAGUUUCAAACUAGUUCGCUCGUAGAUGAAUCGAAGAUGCUCGGGAGAGACAGAGACAAAGAUAAAAUAAUAAGCAAGUUGGUCAGCGGGAGCAGUUCUGAGGAGGGAGGGAUUCAUGUCAUUUCGAUAGUAGGCGUUGGCGGGUUGGGCAAGACGACUCUUGCUCAAUUGAUCCACAAUGAUAAAAGGGUGAGGAGCCAUUUCGAUGUGUUUCCAUGGGUUUGUGUUUCUGAUGAUUUUAAUGUCAUAAAUCUUACAAAAGCAAUUAUAGAAGCAGCCGUAGGGACAAGUCCACCGGAUUCUCAGCUAGACUCAUUGCAAAAGCAGCUUAUCCAAACAUUACAGGGCAAGCUAUUCUUGAUUGUGCUUGAUGAUGUGUGGAACGAUGAUAGUGAGAGGUGGGAGAAAUUAAUGCUUUCCUUGCAAAGAGGUGCUCCUGGAAGUAAAAUUUUGGUCACCACUCGCAGCGAGAAGGUUGCAAAUACAUGCAUGCCGUCUGCCUACAUGCAUGAAUUGAAAGGUUUAUCCUAUGAUGAUAGCUGGUUACUGUUCAGAACCAGAGCUUUCGCUGGGAGGAAAGUGGAAGAUUGCCGGGCGUUGGAAAAGAUCGGAAGAGAGAUAGUGAAGAAGUGUAAAGGAGUGCCUCUUUCGUUAAAGGUAAUUGGAAGCGUCAUGCGUUCCAAGAUGACCACACAAGAUUGGAAGGACAUCUUGGAAAGCCAAACAUGGGAAAUACGAGACAUCGCGAAAGGUAUCUUACCGGCUUUGUUGCUGAGCUAUUAUAAUUUGCCUGUCCAUUUGAAGCAGUGUUUUGCAUAUUGCUCAGUAUAUCCUAAGGAUCAUCUGAUGGAGAAGGAUACUUUGGUCAAGUUGUGGUUAGCUCAGGGUUUCAUCAAGCCCGAUGGAAAAAGAGAGAUGGAAGCAAUUGGAGGAGAGUACUUCGACGAAUUACUGGCGCAGUCUUUGUUUCAAAAAGUGGGAUAUAGCUAUGAAGUCAGCUGUACAAUACAUGAUCUCCUUCACGAUCUCAUCCAAUUCAUUACAAAGAAUGAAUGUUGCAUCUUUGAGAAUGGAAACACCAGCUCCGUACUUACAAUCCGUCAUUCAUCAUUUAUUGCCACCAGGGAAACCUCACACAUUCCUACCCCUUUAUGUCAUGCAAAAAAAUUGCUAACACUCCUCCAGACCGGACAGUCAGAAAUUGAUACCAUCCCUGAUCAUUUAUUCCAAUGCGCCAGGUCCCUUAGGGCAUUUGAUUUCCGUAUUAAAGAAUUGCCAAGCUCAAUUGGGUUGCUGAAGCAUUUACGAUAUCUUGACUUAUCUUGUUCAGAGAUAGUUGAGUUGCCGGAAUCAGUGAGUAGUCUCAGCAAUAUGCAGACCUUGAAGUUGAAUUUUUGUAGAAAACUCCAGAGACUGCCAAGUGGGAUGAGUGCAAUGGUCCGCUUGAGACAUCUAGAAAUUGAACACACACAGGAACUAAAGCACUUACCGGAAGGGUUGGGGAGAAUAAGUUCCCUUCGAACGUUGAGUAGGUUUAUCGUUGGAGGCAAUGGGGGAUGUAAGAUUGGAGAGCUGAUGCGACUUGACUCUCUCCAAGGAAAGCUACAAAUAGAUCACUUGGAGAGAGUAGGGAGCGUGGAUGAGGCUAAGGAAGCACAACUGGAGAACAAGUUACAACUUCGCGUAUUGUCUCUAAAUAUGUCACCAGAUGAUGCUCUUGAAAUGUCAGGAAAUGGUGAGGUGGAGAGGAUGGAAAAUGUACUUGAAGCCCUCCGGCCGUCCCUUGCAAACCUAGAAGAGCUGAAAAUUAAGGGAUACAUUGGUUCCAAGUUCCCAACCUGGAUAGGAGAUUCAUCUUUCUCAAAUUUGUUCAGCUUGAGAUUAAUAGAUUGCAAUAAGUGUACACAGUUGCCUGGGCUAGGGAGACUACCUUCGCUUAAAUACCUUGAAAUAAAGGCAGGUCUUGUAAAACGGGUGGGAAGUGAGUUUUACGGGAAUAGCAGUGGUGGGGACAUAAACCGGGUGGCAUUCCUAAAGCUGGAAGAGCUCAAGUUCAGUGACAUGUAUGAAUUGGAGGAGUGGGAGUUGAGAUUAGAAGACAGAGAGAUAAUGCCAUCUCUACACUCAUUAAGAAUUUACGACUGCUGGAAAUUGAAGGCACUGCUGACACACCUCCCGAAAAGUCUAACGUCCCUCGACAUCUCGGGAUGUGGCGAGAUUUCGUGGCCAUUACCGAACCUCCCAAGCCUCAAGACGUUUGAGAUCCAUAAUUUAGAGAACACGACGUGUCUCCCCUAUGGAUGGAAACAAUUGGAGUCACUAGAGACUCUUACCAUCGCGUAUUGCUCUAAAUUGAGGUCUCUUCCUGAUGAUUUGGGACAACUCAAGUCUCUUAGGAGUCUCCAGAUCAUCGGCUGCCCCGAGUUGCGGUCAUUGCCUCAAGGGUUGUGGGGCCUUACCUGUCUCCAAGAUUUAUUCAUCUCUGGCAAUCCAAUGCUGGCGGAUAAAUGCACAAGGAAGUAUCGGAGCAAAGCGUCACACAUCCCAAACAUCUGGAUUGACGCCGACAGAAUCGAAUGAGGCACUGAAGAUGAGAUGAUCCAUCAAGUGGACAAGUUCCAACUAGGAGGUUUUGAAAUCGACACUACCGCAGCUGGAGCGUGAGCUAGCAUUGGAAGACGUCUCCAGCAUUAAGGAUUUGCCAGCUUACAAUCUUUUGAACUGAUAGCUGGGCUGCAUUGAUCUUCUACAUUUUCUUAGCUUCUUGAUUUCUAUGGUUCUCUGUGUACCCGCAGUAUAGAAAUUCUCCAUCCAAACAUGUAAAUUCAAGUGCUCAAAAUUCUAUUUCUGAGAAAUCCAAUUCACACAUAUAGGAAGU